AUGUGCCCACAUACUCUGGACGAGAUAGCAGACAGUCCAAUACUGAUGGUCACGGUCGACUUGCCUCACCCCGGCGAGAUCAGGCCACCUAUCGCGACCGUACUGACUAUCCCAGGCGAGAUGACUCCAGAGAACAAAGAUCGGCUCAUCGUGACAGGCGAAGAUCACCAGAGCGCUCGCAUCGUAGCCAUCGAGAUCGCCACUCCAGGUCACGAUCUCUCCAGCGUUCCAGCCGUCACCAUCAUGACAGAUACCGUUCUACGAGCCGUGAUCGCUAUCAUAAGACUCGUCACGACGAUCGAGCCAGAAGCGACAACGACUACAAGCGAGGUGGGAGACGCCCUGGAAGUCACAGGCGUGGUUCGAGAUCGCCUUGCAGGUCGCCGGUCUCGGUCGAGCCAUCGCCGUCCGCAGGAUCCCACACAGGAUGUCGUAAAUUCCACCAGCAUGGCACCUCUGACGAUGGAAUCAGUGGUGUUCGUUCCAAGGGAUCCUACCCCUGAGAAAUUGUCGGGGAAGUCCACGGACGGAGCCAAGCUUGUUUCGCCGCCAGCUACCGACAGACGGCCGACAGAGUUACAGCAUACGCCCAGCCCAAGGAUUCCAUCACCGGCCAAGCAAUCACUUCCUCCGACAGUACUAGAGACGCCAGCCAGCGGGACAGCACAUCAGCAGCAAGAAGAGAUCACCCCAACAAUAGCAGGACCCGAGCUGGCUAUGCUAGACCAGGAUGAUGAAGACGACGAGGACAAUGCCGACGGCGGUGUCAUGCUUAGCGACGACGGUUGGUUUCCUAGCUACGAAGAUGACGGUGGACCGAUAGCUCUGGAGACUGCUCAGCCUGAUGACAUUGGCGAGGUCAAUAAGCAGAUUGAAGAUGCCGAGCGUCGUGAAAAUCAACGUCAAAACGACUACCACGAAUCACUUGAUGACUUCGCCAGGCUAAUCAUAGUAGCAGAGGAUAUCGAAAGCGAAGGCCAUAGAUUCGGUGAGCCCAUGGUGAAGAUCCUGAGACAUCUAGAGAACACCGCUCUGGCUGCCGAGUUCGAAACAGACUGUCAGAUCAAUCGCACGACGAUGACGGCAGAUCUAGGCGCCGAUUUUCAGGAGUAUCAAAAGAACCUCACGGCAGGCGACAUCAUGACCUUGCUAUCGGAAGAUACAGGCUACGAUGCCUGGGCGACUGAUAGUUUGGUUGGAUUCAUGGUGGCUAUCGCUCAGGAGCAAGCUAGACUAGCAGAUAGUACCCAUUAUGUUGCAGAUCCAUCCGUCAUCCACAAUACCGCUGCACGAAGUGGACCUGGUGAGGAACGAGGUACGGUCAGACAGCUCUCGACCGCAGAAAGCGUGAAACAUCUGGAGAGGCUGAUUGCGGAUGCCCUACCGCAAGUCAUGAACCCUCAGCUAGGUCAUGACGUUGACUCCUUCCCGUUGCCCGAUAUGCCGGCUUGUACGAAUAAGCUGUCGCUGAUAUAUAACAUAGGUGAUCUACACUGGGUCCAUGUGCUGCUGACUGUCAACGAUGAAAGGACGGCAGGUACAAUCACCCUCCACGACUCAAUGGGCCGGAAGCCUGGUAACACGAAAGGACGUCGAAAGCUGAAGGGCAUGGCCAUGGAUGUUGUCGGACAGGAGCUACCCAAGCUAGCUCAUCUGAUCUCAAUGCGACCUUCCUUGGGCUGGCACAAGGUCGUCUGGGCUCCGGUUCAGAGGGCUGCCUCUCCACAACAGGUCAAUACCUCAGAUUGUGCCUUCUUCUCCUGGCUGUGCACUGUGCGAAGUAUCCGUGGUGAGCCAGUAAUGCAAGAAGAAGAACCGGUGUGGGCGGAGACGGAGCUUGGUGGCAAGAGUUUGCGCUGGAUCAUCAUGCGGGAGUUGAGCGUGAGAUUGAUGGGUGAAGAGGCGAGAGCGUUGUUCGUGGAGGAGCAUUCCUCGUCGUCUGGUGAGUCUCCUUCGCCACCACCUGAGCAGAACACGGGAGGUGGUGAUAGCUCGCCGUUGUCGUGGGGCCCCACCCCUUCGCCGCAGCAGAAUCGUCCGACGAGGAAGCCACGUUCAGCGGGAGCGAGGUCAGCGGGUAAGGCGUCCGUUCAGGAUACGGGAAGAGUGACAAGGUCCCAGACUGCGGCUACUGGUGUGGAGAAGACGAUGCGUCCGCCGGUACCAAAGUACAUCCCACGCGUGCGCCCAGUUCAACCGAGUCAGAGACGUAAAGGAGUCGUCCGAGUCACUGACAUAUAUCCGGUUGGUACUCAGCCAGAAGAUGUCUGCGAUCGCACAACGAUCUAUGAAUACAUGCAGUCGCAAGGGCAAGCAUUGACGAUCCAACAAAUCUGUGAGGGCGUUAGCGACAAGCUCGGUGAGCUCAGUGACGCUAUCCCGAUACUCACUAGAGUGACAAGCAUUGUUGAGAGUACACCAAGCUCUUUUGUAAUGGCUGACGACGCUGAAGAUGAUGCUGCGACAACGUACAGUAUACAGUCUGGGCCAGGCCGAUCUUUGGACCGGGAGACGCAACAGUUCCUCCUCGAAGAUCCCGUUAUGUGUACAUCUAUCCCCGAUGAUAUCGAGGCUCGGUAUCACUUGCGAGUCAGUUGCGCUCGAUACAGCGCUAAUCAACGAUGUGUGAAAGCCUUCGAUGGUCUGGAAGAGGCUGCGGAAAAGCUGAUGCAAGAGCACCAUUAUCGAUUCCAUUCGACAUCCACCAUGCCCACUCGUGUUUUCAAUGCUGCAGGUCUAGCCGCUGGACUCCAAAACCCGGAUGGUUGCUGGUAUCGCUAUGCAAUGUCACCUCGAUCGAGCAUGUCGCUGCCGUUUCAAAGUUCGGAUGACGAAGAAGUGGUAGAACUCUUGAAUGAAGCCAACGACAGGGCAGUCGACGAGAAGAAGCUGGAGAUUUUGCUCUUGAUGUACGCCUGGAACGGCCUCACCACCAAUAACGACGCUUGGGGCAUGUUCCAAAGUCGAUGGCCAAAUCUGAACUUCAGUAUCACCAUGGUUGUACAAGCAUCGUGCGUCGUCGAUCCCAGCCACUUCCGUAUCGACUGUGGAACCACCCCAGUCACAGCAUGGGGAUUCUACAGCGUCUCCACGCUCGCCUGGUUGUACGAGGCGGACGCCGUGUCUGUUGACGACAUCCGAUUCCUGGCCGAUGAUCCUGACGCCCUAGAGUGGACGGGAGACGACAACUUCCAGUGCAUCCACGGUCAUGCGCAGUUUCUGGAGAGUGUAGCCAGAGUACAACACCUUCGGCUCGAUACCAGCAACUUCCACAACUUCGAUCUGAGGAGGUUGAAUAGCAGACACAAUCGAGCCGCUCAACUCACCAGUUACAGGACAAGGAACUUCAUCAAUCUGGCACGCGAUCCUGCACGUGCGUGUGAGCUGCUUGCUUGCCAGGAAGAACAAGCCACCGACUGGAUUCGGGGUCAAUCGUCAAGCGUGGCCGUGAGAUGUGCGAGUCAUCCACCCGACCUCGGGGUCGACGAGGCUGCUAAUCAUGAAUCUCCCUUCCAAAGCCAAAGUUCCUCUUGGUGCUAUAGAUGUCGCUUGCUCCGCGCGAUCGAUCAUUUCGACAGCAUUGAUGGUACGGUGAGCAAACUUUGUAGUGACUGUCAAGAGGAGCAGUCCAAGCAGCAUGAUUCUCGGCAGGUAUGCUGCUCUUGUCGCAGACUGAAGAAUCCUUGGGCAUUCGUCUCCAACACUACAUCUUCUUGCACAGACUGUCAACUAAGGAAAAAGCAGCGAUAUGUGAGGCGCAAGGAAGAGUUCAUGAUAUCGGGCCAACAGUAUUGCGGGCGGUGCGCCAAGCACAAAGCUCAUUCUGCCUUCACGUCACACAGGAAGGGCAUGUGUACAAACUGCCAAGAGCAGGCCGUUCGAGCGGGUCUACAGUUUUGUGGAUCGUGCCGCCACGACCUAGCACAAGCUGAGUUCUCUUCUUCUACCAUGCGGACCUGCAAGCGCUGCUUGAAGAAGGCUGCUGACCAUUAUCGAGCACGUAGAGCGCAGCAGGAGACAAUCGCAUUGCCACAAGGCCAACGUUACUGCAACAGUUGCAAUAAGACGAAAGCCUCCUCGGAGUUCUCAUCUUCGUCUGUGCGUCAAUGUGAGCGUUGUACGCAGCUGAAACGCGAUACUUAUAAACGAAAGCAAGAUGAAGUCAAGCCAGGCCUCCAAUAUUUCACUCAAUGUAACAAGCACAGGGAUCGGAUUCAGAUGGCCAAGCGGAGACAGAAGGGAGGGGAUUGA
Recurvomyces mirabilis is the source of this 4251-nucleotide messenger RNA. RefSeq lists its product as uncharacterized. The transcript is spliced from 2 exons. NCBI's taxonomy places the organism in Eukaryota, Fungi, Ascomycota, Dothideomycetes, Mycosphaerellales, Teratosphaeriaceae. The record is from RefSeq and is a predicted model, not a curated record. The coding region runs from base 1 to 4251 and encodes 1416 amino acids.